This is a messenger RNA of Microthlaspi erraticum, 633 nucleotides long. NCBI's taxonomy places the organism in Eukaryota, Viridiplantae, Streptophyta, Magnoliopsida, Brassicales, Brassicaceae. The record is from the annotation of a GenBank genome assembly.
AUGGAAGUCGAAGUCAAGCUCCGUCUCCUCACCGCCGCUGCUCAUCUCCGUCUCACCACUCUCCUCACUCCGUUUCACCUCAAAACCCUCCACCAACGCAACCUCUUCUUCGACACACCCAAAAACGACCUCUCCCUCCGCCGCGCCGUCCUCCGUCUCCGUUUCCUCCAAAACGCUGCGGAUUCGGCGGCGGUGACUGCUCCGUCGCGCUGUAUCCUCUCUCUCAAGGCGAAACCAACGCUGGCUAACGGGAUCAGCCGAGUGGAGGAAGACGAAGAGGAGAUCGAUCUGGGAUUAGCCAAGGAAUGUGUGGAUUCACCGUCUAAGCUAUCGUCCCUCGGAUCUAGGGUUCUGAAAAGGGUUAAGGAGGAGUAUGGGUUUACAGAUUUUCUAGGGUUUGUUUGCUUAGGUGGAUUCGAGAACGUAAGGAAUGUGUAUGAGUGGAGAGGUGUGAAGCUUGAGGUUGAUGAGACCAAGUAUGCGUUUGGGAAUUGCUAUGAGAUCGAAUGCGAGACAGAGGAACCAGAACGUGUCAAGACAAUGAUUGAGGAGCUUCUUACAGAGAACAAGAUUGAGUUUAAGGAUUCCGACAUGACAAAGUUUGCUGUUUUCCGAUCAGGAAAGCUUCCAUGA